GAUUAUUUCUUCAUUUCUUCAUGAUUAUUUUCAGUAUUAUAUAUAAACUUUUCACUUUCACUUUUCUACAUUCAAAUCAUAUCAACCACUAUCACAAACCACAAAUUCAAAUAUGACUGAAGAUGAGCAUAGGCCAAAAAGGCGCAAGACCAAAGCCACAAAUAGUGCAUCAGUAAUUAAGAUUGGAGACAAGACAAUCGACAUCAGUGCCUAUUUGAACCCUCAGAAGAAAGUAGUAGAGCAGCCAUCAAGGGAUCAGGAGCAUGCAGUAAUAACUGAGUCUGGGUCUCAGCCAGUGUCUACGAAAAAGCCUUUGAAGGAACCCAAUCCAGAAACUUCUAAGAAGAAUGCGCCCAAACGAUUAGCAAUCAGCGGAGACCAGUCACUAUUAAAGUCUCGUAAGGCGUUGCCAAUAUGGAAUCGUCAAGAAGACAUCAGAGCUGGUUUGCGUGGUGAAAAUGAUGUGCUCCUCAUCGUCGGUGAGACUGGUUCAGGUAAAAGUACCCAGACCCCUCAGUUUCUAUGUGACGAGCCCUGGUGUCGGAAGAAGAAGGUCCAAGUGCAGUCCGAUACGGUGAACGUAGGCGGGAUGAUUGCCAUUACCCAGCCGCGACGAGUUGCAGCAACUACCUUGGCAAACCGAGUGGCUCGCGAAAUGGGGACACCUCUUGGGGCUUCGCGCGAGGGAUCUGUUGGUUACUCAGUUCGGUUCGAUCACAAUGUGCCAAAAGGUACCAAAAUCAAGUUCCUCACAGAAGGUAUGCUUCUUCAGGAGCUCUUACGGGACCCGAAUCUUCGUCAGUACAGUGCUAUCAUAGUCGAUGAAAUUCACGAAAGGAGCGUUGAUGUCGAUAUGCUGGCCGGGUUCUUAAAGCAGAUAUUGUCGAGUGAUAAAGCUGGACGGGGGGGUAUACCCUUGAAGGUCGUCAUCAUGAGUGCCACAGCAGACAUAGAGAAGAUCCAGGAAUUUUUCAAGCCCCAGGAUCCGAGACCGCCCAUCCAAUUACUUAGGAUACAAGGGAGGCAAUAUCCCGUGGAAGUCAAGUACACAGACAGACCAGUACCGGAUAUUCAAGAAGUCCUCCUCAAACGAAUCUUUCAGAUUCAUCUGCAAGAGCCACUACCUGGGGACAUACUAGUAUUUCUUACCGGGCAGGAGGACAUCGAGUCUGCUCAGCGACUCAUCGAAGAACAUUGCGCAACGUUGGCUUCAGAUGUGCCGAGACUAUUAGUCUGUCCUCUAUACGGUCAAUUAUCAAUUCAAGCGCAACAAGAAGCGUUCCAGCCUGCCAAGAAGGGAUUUACACGAAAGGUGGUCUUGGCAACCAAUAUCGCCGAGACGUCCGUCACUGUUCCCGGUGUCCGUUAUGUGAUUGAUGGUGGAAAAGCCAAAGUGAAGCAAUUCCGAUCCCAGCUAGGUAUGGAAUCCUUGUUGGCGAAGGCAAUCUCGAAGUCAUCGGCGAUACAACGGACUGGUCGAGCUGGCCGUGAAGGGCCGGGAAAAUGCUACAGGUUGUAUACCUCAGAUACGUAUGAUUCACUCCAAGAAGCGGAUCUUCCCGAGAUUUUACGCAACGAUGUCUUGGGCGCCGUCCUGGCAAUGAAAGCACGUGGCAUCGAUGAUAUUCUUUCGUUUCCCUUGAUGGACUUUCCCGACAUGGGAUCUAUCGAAAAGGCCUUGAUACAUCUGCAUUUCCUUGGUGCGCUAGCCAACGACGGCAAGAUCACGGAAAUCGGGAAAAAGCUAGCUCUCUUCCCGGUAUCCGCACCAUACGGCAGAGUACUGCUCGCGGCGAGUGACCCCGAAUACGACUGCCUCCUCGAAGUCAUCGAUAUCAUUGCAUGCAUCACGUCGGGAGAGAGCAUAUUCCACCAGGUACAAUCGGAAGAAGUAAGAGAAGAGGUGGAAGAGUACCGCAAGGAGCUAUACCGCCGCGAGGGCGACAUCCUCACGUACCUCACCACCAUGCAGCGGUACACGGGCGAGAACGCCGACCGCAUCGACUGGUGCAAGAAGCGGCGCAUCAACAUCCGCAACAUGAAGCAGGCCCUCAACAUCCGCAAGCAGCUGCGCGGCAUCUGCCUCAAGGAGAAGAUGCUCGCGGAGCCUCCCCCGCCCGACCCCCAGCCCUUCGUCCCGCUGUCCCCCGAGAGGGCGGCCGCGCUGCUGAAGUGCUUCCUGAAGGGGUUCGGCACCAAGUGCGCGCUCCUCGCGCCCGACGCGAGCUACGUUACUAUUCAGGGGAAGCACGUCGUCGCCAUCCACCCGUCGAGCGUCCUGCACGGCCAGAAGAGGGAGGCGAUCAUGUUUUUGGAGCACGUGUUCACGCAGAAGAGCUACGCGAAGAAGGUCAGUGCUGUGCAGGCGGAUUGGAUUGUUGAGGCGUUGGAUGUUGAUUAAGGGGGCUAGCUAGCUACGUGGAGGGUUAUGGGCUGUUGUAGGUAUAUACCUAGGUGACGAGAAAAAGAUAUGAAUGAGUAUUAUCACGACUUCUGAACUGAUCUGAUCGAGGCGUGAUUAAGGGGCACAUGACUUAAUAGCUGCAAAAUCACUAGUACGCAUAGACAACAAGCAUGCUCGGUCUCCCUGGGUUGGCCUCCAGCUUCUUCUUAAGGUAGGAUGGAUGGGCUGAGUUUAUUGCUCUGAGGCUGGGCGACACAGCGUCUCUAAGCUUGGGGGCCGGUCUAGGUCGCUUCUAUACUAUCAUGUAUCUACCUGCUUUAUGCCUUCACCAGCGACUUUCAAUCCAUGGAGCGUAAAUAUAAGGUUAUAUACCUACUCCUUCCGUUAUCUGCUCACCCUAUUCACUCUAACCACAUAACCUAGGCUGAUGGCAGG
This is a messenger RNA of Hypoxylon fragiforme, 2839 nucleotides long. RefSeq names its product P-loop containing nucleoside triphosphate hydrolase protein. Gene Ontology annotation, cellular component: intracellular anatomical structure; catalytic step 2 spliceosome. The record is from RefSeq and is a predicted model, not a curated record. Gene Ontology annotation, molecular function: RNA binding; ATP binding. Bases 113 to 2401 code for a protein of 762 amino acids. The transcript has a single exon. Lineage: Eukaryota; Fungi; Ascomycota; Sordariomycetes; Xylariales; Hypoxylaceae.